Messenger RNA from Neohortaea acidophila, 2792 nucleotides. RefSeq lists its product as uncharacterized. Gene Ontology annotation, molecular function: phosphoribosylformylglycinamidine cyclo-ligase activity; ATP binding; homoserine kinase activity. The record is from RefSeq and is a predicted model, not a curated record. NCBI's taxonomy places the organism in Eukaryota, Fungi, Ascomycota, Dothideomycetes, Mycosphaerellales, Teratosphaeriaceae. Gene Ontology annotation, biological process: 'de novo' IMP biosynthetic process; L-threonine metabolic process; adenine biosynthetic process. The transcript is spliced from 3 exons. The coding region runs from base 188 to 2317 and encodes 709 amino acids. Gene Ontology annotation, cellular component: cytosol.
CCGCGGUGUGGCGUCCCGGCGGAAAAGUCUAAUUUUUCCUCGUUCACCGCAGGUAGUGAUAUCGCCAGCUGAAGUGUGAAUAGCUCGAGGCACUGUCCAUCCGCAACCGAUUGCCGCGUUACAAAGCACCCUGCGCCUGUAGUUUUCUCUGCAGCUUGGGCGACGACGGUCUUGCAAUCCAGUCACCAUGAUCUCCAUCCGCGUGCCAUGCUCUUCGGCGAAUAUAGGCCCCGGGUUUGAUGUCAUUGGUCUUGCACUAUCGGUAUGGCUCGAGCUCCAGGUCACCAUUGGCGAGAAGGCAUCCACGGCGUCCAAAUACAACUGCCGAAUCACGUAUGAGGGCUUGGGAAAGGAGGAUGUGGAGCUUGUCGCCGACCGCAACCUAAUCACACAGACUGCGCUCUAUGUGUUGCGAUGCCAUGGCUGGACGGCUUUCCCGGAGGGCACGCAUGUGCAUGUCAUCAACCCCAUUCCACUCGGACGCGGUCUGGGAUCAUCUGGAGCUGCUGUCGUCGCUGGGGUGUCGCUGGCGAAUGAAGUCGGAAAACUCGACAUGUCCAAAGAUCGUAUCUUGGACUUUUGCCUCAUGGUAGAGAGACAUCCGGACAACGUUGCCGCAGCCCUCUACGGCGGCUUCGUGGGAUCCUAUCUCAAGGAGCUCAACCCGGAAGACAUGAAACGGCGGGAGAUUCCGUUGGCGGAGGUUCUUCCGGCACCACAAGGAGGUGAAGACACCGGUCUUACUCCUCCAGUGCCGCCGAAGGAUAUUGGUAAACAUAUUCGCUUCCCUUGGGCCAAGGAAAUCAAAUGCAUCGCCAUCAUCCCCGAUUUCGAGGUGUCUACCGCCAAGGCCCGGAGCGUCCUUCCACAGACUUACGACAAGGCCGAUGUCAUCUACAAUCUGCAACGAGUCGCCCUUCUCACAACCGCGCUUGGCCAAAGUCCACCAAAUGCCGACAUGAUCUACGACGGCAUGCAGGAUAAAGUCCAUCAGCCAUAUCGCAAGGGUCUCAUCCCUGGUCUCACGGAGAUCCUCCAAUCAGUGACGCCAAGCAGGAAUCCUGGUCUGCUGGGCAUCUGUCUUUCCGGCGCCGGCCCAACCAUUCUCGCACUCGCAACUGAAAACUUUGAGCAGAUUGCCCAUCAUUUAAUUGCGCAAUUCAAGGCCGAGAACAUCACCUGUGACUGGAAGUUGCUGGAGCCGGCUUAUGACGGCCUCACUGUAACGUACGGUGCCCAAGCUCAAGCCAGCGCAGAGUCUGCCAUGACAUAUGCUGAUGCAGGCGUGUCAAUAGAGGCCGGUAACGAGCUUGUGCAAGCCAUCAAAGCUGCUGUGGCCUCGACGAGACGCCCUGGGGCGGACGCAGAGAUUGGAGGGUUUGGUGGCGCGCUUGAUCUGGCAGCAGCAGGCUACACCGAGCCGCCGAUUCUCAUACAAGCCAUCGAUGGUGUCGGGACCAAGCUCAAGAUUGCCUUUGCCAUGGACGACUUUUCUACGGUGGGCAUCGACCUGGUCGCCAUGAAUGUCAACGAUCUGGUGGUGCAAGGAGCCGAGCCUUUGACGUUCAUGGACUACUACGCAUGCUCCAAGCUGGUUAUUCAAGAUGCGGUGCGGUUCGUGGAGAGUGUUGCAGAGGGAUGCAAACAAGCAGGUUGUGCUCUGGUCGGCGGUGAGACCGCGGAGAUGCCGGGGAUGUAUCAAGGGAAGGAAUUCGAUGCCGGUGGCGCCGCUACGGGUGCGAUCAAACGGGGCCAGAAGGUGCUGCCGGAUAAGGAGUCCAUGAAGGAGGGUGAUGUUCUCAUUGGCUUGCCGAGCAGUGGUGUUCACUCGAACGGCUUUUCACUGGUUCGGAGGGUGAUUGAAAAGCAUGGGUUGUCUUUUGGGCAGACGGCCCCAUGGGAUGGCAGUCAGACUGUGGGAAGGAGCCUCUUGACGCCCACACGCAUCUACGUCAAGCCGUUACUGGCGGCAGUACAAAAGGAUCUCUUGCUCGGCAUGGCGCACAUUACCGGCGGCGGCUUGGAAGACAACAUCCCCCGAAUGCUGCCGAAACACUUGGGCGCGGAGUUGGAUGUAUCGUCGUGGGAAGUACCUGGCGUGUUGAAGUGGUUGAAGCAGGCAGGCAACAUCAGCCACAAGGAGUUUGCGCGGACAUGGAACACUGGGCUGGGGAUGGUCAUUGUUGUGCAGCAACGGAAUGUUGAUGCCGCGAUUGAUGUUCUGCAAGGUGCAGGGGAAAAGCCGGCACGGAUUGGAAGGCUUGUGAAGAGAGGGGAGGAAGCUGUGGUUUUGCAUGGAUUGGCACACUGGGAUUGAUGACGGCGUUACUUAUAUGGGAGAGAUUGACGAGCGCCGGAAUCUACAGCACCUGGGACAUUCGGGCAGAUGAAUGCAGCGGUGCCUGGGGACUCGAAACUCAUGCUGCAUGUCUACAGGAUCGGACGAAGCAUAGCCGACUCGCGGUUUCAGAAAACCCGAGUCCAUGCCCAACCAGCAGAUACUCGAGAAUGAUCUUUGGAAUGCGAUCCGUCUUGUCAUUGUAGAUGGCACGGUUGUAGCAGGGUUUCCGAGAGUAAGCCGAGUAGCAACAUCGCAGAGGUGGGACGUCCGUGGGCUUGCCAAACACUUCACCUCAGUCUCUUCGACUCGGUUUGCAAGAUCUAAAUGUCGCCCAAGCCCUGGCCGAGGUUGGUGUCGUUGACAAAUUCCAUUCCAUUCUCCGCCACCUACGCUUGAUGCAUAUGUAAUGGGAAUACGGCAAGUGGCGGAGCUGAGAUCCCCGCCCGCCCAG